GUAGUCUCCUCAAUUACAUUUCUUAUCUCCAUCCCUUCUGCAAGUCUAGAAAUGUCUAUCCUGCAUUGAUCCGUUGAAAAAUUUCCUCGAUCCAUUUUCUAUGUUGUCCUUCUCCUUUACUCGAGCUUUUUUGAAAAAUUUAUCUUUAUGAUUCUGUCACCGAGAUUCUCGUUUCUCGAUUAUACCCUCUCGCGUUAUCGGGUAGAUCUUGAUUGCGAUGGAAGUCAUGGCAUUUUGAUAUAAUCCCCUCAUUUUUCUACAUCACAAAUUCUCGUCGUUCCAGUUUCCUCGAUCCGUCUUCCUACAACUAAAUUCGGCCAUGCCUCCAAAGACGCGUCGACAAACGCGGAGGGGUGCUAGCACAAAAGCUCGAGGGCGGGGACGAGGACGAGCAAUAGCGACAGAAGAUACAGAAAAGGCUGAAGAUAUAGAUGCUUCAGCCUUGUCCGUUGUCCCAGAGGCUGCGGAACAUUCAGCAAAUGCACAGACUCAGGAUGAAUCCACAGAAUUACCAAUCUCCAAUGAUGCGGGAGAAGAUUUGCAUCCCACGCCGACAACCCAUCCUCCAAAUCACGCCUCUCAGAAUGUCACUUCCUCGACUACAUUAAAUCUCGCUGAACAAGGUUGUCAUGAUCUGGAUGGUUCUGGCAACCAUAAUGUUCCCCUUAUGGAAUCUAGCGGGGAAACAUCAGUGAUAGCAGAGCAGGCGGAUACUUUGAAACAGCCUCCAAAGAGAAACCUCGCGCAAAUGUUGGGAGACGAACAAGAUCAGACAAUAUUCAACGAUACGCAUAAAGACAGAGAAGAAAAGGAAGGCCAUCCGGCGGCAGGCCUCCCCAGCACAGAGGAACAAGAGAAGGCAGAGAAUAUCAUCAUGUCAGAAGAGAAGACACCCGAUGAAGCUCGCCAACAUCAACCACGCCAUGAGCACCAGCAUAAUGAGGCACAGAGCAACAAUGGCGAGAAAGACGAUAGUAGAGCAGCCAAACUCGAAGAAGAAAUAUCCUCUCUCCGCGCCACUUUGGAAGAUGUCCGGCGUCAACAAGCUGAAGUCUUAGCAAGUUUGAAACCACCGCACACCCCUUCCUCCGCACAGGACACUAUCAAGCAGCAUAUUUCGCUGCUGCACCAAUACAACGACAUGCGCGACAUUGGGACCGGCCUGCUCGGUCUCAUUGCCGAGAACAGAGGCGUUCGAGUCCGCGACGUUUUUGAAGAAUUUGGACUCGCAGAGGAUGAUUGAACCAAGCUUACAUGGCGUUGCUCAUUGCUCCUUGCUCGGUGCUCGGUCCCUGUUGCAUUGUUUUCUCCUAUUAGCGCCGCG
Messenger RNA from Xylona heveae TC161, 1324 nucleotides. Its product is annotated as Swi5-domain-containing protein. Gene Ontology annotation, biological process: meiotic DNA recombinase assembly involved in reciprocal meiotic recombination; meiotic joint molecule formation; double-strand break repair via homologous recombination. The transcript is spliced from 3 exons. Gene Ontology annotation, cellular component: Swi5-Swi2 complex; Swi5-Sfr1 complex. The record is from RefSeq and is a predicted model, not a curated record. Lineage: Eukaryota; Fungi; Ascomycota; Xylonomycetes; Xylonales; Xylonaceae. The coding region runs from base 320 to 1243 and encodes 307 amino acids.